Messenger RNA from Amphimedon queenslandica, 7996 nucleotides. RefSeq names its product cilia- and flagella-associated protein 54-like. NCBI's taxonomy places the organism in Eukaryota, Metazoa, Porifera, Demospongiae, Haplosclerida, Niphatidae. Gene Ontology annotation, biological process: cilium assembly. The record is from RefSeq and is a predicted model, not a curated record. Bases 10 to 7923 code for a protein of 2637 amino acids. The transcript has 36 exons.
AAAUACAAAAUGGAGGAUUCAGGAGGUGGGUUGCUGUUGUUAUCAUUUCAUCGAGAGCUUGAACAUAUAUUGAAGUCAUCGAAAAAACAUAUGAGUAAUAGAUUGUUUUCUUUGUUAAGUAAAUAUGAGACAAAAUUGAGCAAUUCGGUGUAUCAGUAUCAGCUUUUGAAGCUAGGUGAUGAAUUGAGCAGAAUGAAGUUUUAUAAUCUUGCCAUUAAUCAUGGCUAUGGGCGAUAUUUAAGAACUAUAGUAACAGAUCCUAGCAAUGUAUUGCUCACAAUUAAUGAGUCAAAAACUGAAAGUCAGCUUACUUUAACAUUACGAGCUGUCAUUGGUAUUGGAUAUUGUCAAUAUUAUGCUGUAAUAUGUGCAGAUGAGUUAUUUAAAUUCCUUGCAACACGUGAAUUGGGUGUUGCCAUUCUUCAAAACAUGGAAUACUGUUUACAAGCUGGAUUACAAUAUGGGAAUCUUUAUUGGCUGGUUUAUAAUGCUGUAACUUUGAGUUACUGUAUUGCUAGGAUGUUACUUUCUGUUAACCUUCACAAACAUGUGUUGAAGCCUUUGCUGUGGAGUUGUGUUGCAAUGGAGUCUUGUAUCCCAUUAUUGACAGUAAAAUAUUUACCACUAAGAGCUACAUUGUACUGCUCUGUUUGUGCUUCCUACUAUGCUUUGCAGCAGCCUGCUGAAGCUGAAUUGUUUGCUCGUAGGUCUUUAGACAAAAUUCAUCAAAUGGCCCAGAUUGAAUCUUUAACUAAUUCAAAUAUUCUAAGUAGUAAUAAAAUUUUUACUGAAGCAACUUUAAAGCUUGGAAUAAUGGUAUUUAAAAGAUCUGUUUUAGAAACACACAAAAAGACCAAAUCUGUAUUGAGACCCAAGUUCCGUCCAACUAUUAAAGAUCUAAUACAGUCAAAUUGGCCGCGUUCUUCAACUGAGAAACUUCUUGAUGAAAUGUUUAAUGGCCAUUCUGCACAUUAUUUGGCUAUUUUAGAAACACUUUCUAUCUCUGUUUUGAGACCUUUUGACAAGAAGCAACCACAACCUGUAACAGAGUUAGAUGAAGACACUGUAACUGAUGUCUAUCAAGAAUUACUGACUGCUGGAGUAGACUUAUCAUUAAAAGCAUUGGAAAUUGGAGAAACUAGUGAAUCAUUGUUAAAUUUAGCUGUUCAAGGGAGUAAUAGUAUUCCUAUCAGAUCAAUUGUGAAGUUCAUUCAUCUCUGCUAUCAGUUAGAUUGUACAGAGGCUGUUUCCAUAUUAGCACAAACUGUUGUUAACCUACAAAGUGAUUGUGUUGUUAGUAUUAAAAUUUUAUUAGCUGUUGAUGAAAUUCGUGAACUUAUAAAACAAGGUACUGAAGAUAAAAAGAUUUUGGACAGUAGUGUUUCUUUGUUGGAUUUUAUCUGUACUGUUUCCUUUGAUAAUCCUGUAACACGUAAUGUUCUAUUUGAUUCGUCUCUAAUCGUAUGGGAAAGAAUUUGUGACACUUAUAAAGGUUUAAUUUCUUCUAAUAGCAGCUGUUUUAGGUCCCUUUUGAGUUCAUCUAAAUUCCUCGAUUUAUUGAAGAAAAUGAUUCUUCUAUUUACUGGUGUUAGUUUGCCAUUUUUUGAUCCAUUGUUGUAUUGUGAAGUCGUACUAAAGUAUAUUUUGCUUCUGGAAGCAUAUGUUGGCUUGCCAGUCUCAGCUACAAAUAAACAUCAUGAUGGAGCUUCUUGUGUUAGUUAUGACCGUAGUCAGUUGUUGUCUUGUUUAGAAAUUGUUGAGAACUCCUUGAAGAAUGUUUCUUCUGUUAUAAAAUCAGGCACUUUUGCUACAAAUAUGCUAAUCCAGUGCCACACUGAAUUGUGUAAUGCAUUAUGGCGAUUGAAAACUAAGUUAGCUUCAACUGCACUUCCUGAACGUCCUACCGAAUCUUUAAAAAAACCUUCAAUGUUACCUCAUAUGGUCAAGCAAAGACAAGAAAAAUUGGAAGCCUGGCAAGAGAUUGCUGGCUCUGUUGAUACAAGUAGUCCUGUUCCUACUGAAGCUAGCCUUAAAGAUGAGUGUGGUGUUGAUCGACAGCAAAUUUCUCUGCUGUUAAUUAAUUUGGCAAUGCAUUUUCCUCAAGAGAAACAGUCACAGUUUUUAAAAGAUGCUGUUGCUCAUCUUUCUUCAGUUAAAAAUGAAUCUGCUGAUCCAACCUCAAAUGCUUCUGUACCAUGUGCACCUAUUCUUUUGGAGCAAUCUUCUACGGAAAUGACUUUCAUUCCAGCUCCUUUUGAUGCUGCUGAUGUGGCAUAUUUUGCUUUAUAUGGAUGCAUUGCUACUAGUAACAGAAGUAAAGUUCGUCUCAGUGACUAUAAUUUUCCUGGUUUGGGAAUAGAGGUUGUGGCACAGACAGGCUGUACUUUACAUGUUUCUGGCCUUCAGCCCUAUUCAAAGUAUAUAUUUGCUGUUGCUGCUUAUGGUAUGCAAGGACAGUUAAUUGGAGACAGUAUUGGCUUGUCAACAAAACCCAUAUUGGCAUCCUGUCCUCUUUCUGAUUGUUUAAUUUGGGGAUUUGUGUCUCAGACUGCUUUUCAGUUAAAUAACUUUGCUCUUGCUGUUCAGAGUUCUGAUGUACUAUGGAGUUACUUUGUUGAUCAACAGGAUGUUGAAUGGUCAUCCGUACUGCAGUAUCGUUUGAAGGAAAAAAUUGUAGAGGAAUCUCCACUCUCUUUGCUACACUUAUUCACAACUAGUGUUUUAAUUUGUGUACAAGCUAGCUUGAAGGAUUGUGAUAUUUUUCCCACUUCGACAUUUCAAUCAAUAUUGUCAUUUGAAAGCAGACGCAUGAAUUUAAUUGAAAAGCUUUGUAUUGCCUUAAAAGUGUCAGCUAAAAUUAAUGAUCACUCUUUGAGCCUGCAAAUUGUGGUUCUGCUUUAUGUGUUGCUGGUUCCCUAUAUGCAACACUUUAUAUUUAACUAUCAUUUAAUAGAGAUUCUACUUUUAUGUCAUGCUGUGUUGCAAGAGUUACCUGAUAAUCUCCUAACAAGCAAAUCAACUAUAUCAGGAAUUCAUCACAUGAUUUCCUCUUUAAGUUUCUGUCUGGUUAAGUUUGUAUCCAGUUUUAAUGAAUCCUCAUUAGCUUCAACACUAGCAGAAAAUAGUAGAUUUUUGUUGACUCUUACACUGCCCUCAAAUGUAUCUCACCGUAUUUCAUCUGCUAAUGCUUCUCUGCAAAAUCCUUCAUUGUUAUCUUCAACAUCUACUGCUCUGACUUCUACGAUGAGUUUUGCAUCUCAGAGCUCAGUUGUCCCUCAGACAAUUGAUAAGUCUUACCGCCAGCAACGAAGGAAAAGAAGGAAAGCAUUAACUUUAAGCGAUGAUAUCCCUGAUGAAGCUAAAAGUUUACAAUAUAAAGCAUUAGGAGCAUACUAUAUGUGUACUUUGGAAAUGAAACCUAUAGAGGAACUAGAUUUAACGGGUCAAGAAGAUCCUGUUUUUCUUCAUAUUGCCAUAAAAUCAUUGCCUGUGCAAGCAGCAUACAAAGAAGUGUUAAAGUUUAAAAGGCGACCACAGUACUUGGAGUACUUUGUACAUCUUUGUGGAAAAGUAAUGAAAGAAGGAAAGGGUGAUUUGAUUUGUAAUUGGUCUUCUGAUGUGUUUUUGUGGCUAUCGAAACGUAAUGAAAUAUUGCUGUCGACAAAAGCUUCUCAAAUACAUAAAUCAGAUCAGCCAAAGGAACCACCUUUGCCACCAAAGAAUCCAAUAGCCCAAGCAGCUGGACCUAGUGGAUCAUCGAGACAGCAACAUUGCCUUUCAAGUGAAAACAGUUCCAGAAAAGCUAUAACUUCUGCAGGAACCAGUCGUUCCAAAUCUGUUCAAAAAGCAGAAACGUGUCUAGCUGUACUGAAGCAAAGAAUUACACGUGAUGACCUUGGUGCAAAAGCUAUAGCUGUGUUACAGAGCUUACUUCCAUCGUUAUGGCGGGCUUCUCAUUGCCGAAGGAGACUACGUUUAGCUUGUAUUGAGGAACAUUCUUGGAGAGCUCAAGCCAAUAUACUUCUUGCAUCAUGUCUUUUAGAUCGACUAUGCAAUUCAUUUAAAAAAGACUUGCCAUUUAAGUAUUCUAGGCUGGAUGUUGAAGGCUUUUUUCUGGAGGAAAUGCUUCUCCCCUAUCCACCUUGUAUGCCUAGUCAUGAAAGAAGUAAUGUUCAAGAAAGAAAUGAGGAUCAUGUUGUUAGACUUUUGAAUCAGAUGUUUGUGUGCUAUCAAAGAGCUUCAGUGUUGAGCUCUCGUGGUGAAUGUUGGGUACUUCUUGUCAAUGCCUGUCGCGGAUUAUGGAAUGGAUUGACUAUUCUGCACAAUUUUGUCAGCAAAACUAGUACCUGUACUUUAACCUUGUCUCAGUUGUAUGGCCUUUCAUUAAAAGCAUUAUAUAUGCAGUCUUUGUUGUUGACAGAUAUGCAUUUAUGUGUAGACAAUGGCAGCACUGUACAUAUUAGCAAUCAAAGAUUGUACAGUACUAAGUUCCUUAAACAGUUUGUACUUCUGGCAAUUCAAGUUUCUUUUGUAAAUCAUCACUGGGAGAAAGUUCUUGCCCUUAGUGAAAAGGUUCUUUCUGUUAUAGACGUGUCAGACCUCUUAAAUCCUGUCAUUGUAAAGGCAAGACAGCAAUUAGCUCAAAGAAUCAAGAUUCAUUCUAGACAUUUUCAGCAAAAACCAAUUGAUCCUGCAGCCCAUCUUGAUGUCCUUAGUUAUGACCUCUAUGAUAAAGUUGGCCAUUCUCUUGGAAUGACAAAUAUGUGCCUCAGUAAUGAUGUCAAUGAAUUUUCUUCAUCUAAUAGAGCUGCAUCUGUUGCCAAAGAAAGUGGAGAAAUUUUGCUUUUACAGGCACACAAAUUACUUAUAAAGCUUCUUAAUAGACAUAGGAUUUCUGAUACUGUUGUUCCUUCUGCUGACAUUAAAAACAUUUUUGUCACAUACCAUGAAGCAUAUGACAGACUUGUUGAAGCUAAUAGGAUAAAUCUUGCUGUACAGUGCUUGUUGAUAAUGGGGAAUUUGAUGUAUAUGACUAGUCAGUUAAAAUUGGCUUGUUACUGGUGGAAGCUUGGUCUUAAGAAAGUGUUAAAAUGUGAGAAUCCUGCAAAUGAAUGGAAGAGACUCUCUGGCUGCAAACUUGAUGAAUUUUCUUGCAUAAUAGGUGGUGUAUUGUCGAGUCACAUAGCAAAGUAUGUUUGUACUACAGAAGUUAAUGUUCGAUUAGAUUAUAUUCUUUUGGCUGUUGUACUUUUUAAAAAUUUUAUACAACACCAUUCAUUACUUUUUCCAGAAAAGGAUAUUAGCUUUAUUGGUUUCAAUAUUACUAUUGGAAAUAAGCUUGAACACAAGGUCUUCAACUUUAUUGAUGCAUCCUGCCUUCUUUGUUCGCUGCAGUUUAUUGCUAAGGAAUUAGUUUAUAGCCAAUAUUCACUGGAAGUGCUACCAAUAGUUUGCCUUUAUGAAUCUGUUGCCUAUAACUGUGCUCGUUCUGUAGAGCAUACGGUGCUAGCACGCCUACUCAAAUUACAAUCAUUAGUUCAGUUAGGAUUCUUCAGUACUGCAUUUAAAUUGCUGCUUAAUUUGAUUACUGGAAAUCACUUACCUCAAUUGGUGUGUGAAUUCAACUUCAACAUCAGUAACAUUAACAUAUCGAGUGAGUUUGAUGAUCAGUCUUUUAUCAACAGCACUCAGAACUUAAAGUUCCUAAGUUUACUAACUGAAAAACAAGUUCCAAUAUCAUUAAAGGAAAUUUAUGGCAGCUGUUCAUAUAAUGAACUUAUUCUAUGUAAAGCGUUAAUAUUUAUCAAGUUGGCAGCAAUGCAUAAUGAUAUUCCAGAAUUUGAAUUAAGAAAAAUUCAGCCUCUUGGGAACACAACUGUUUCUGGCGUGAAAGCUGUGUUACUCAGUACUGCUGAAAAGGUACUGUAUGACCUUAUAAAUGACAAAACUUAUGUGCAGCAUUUCACAAUUUAUGUCAGAUCGCAUCAAUUAUUAGCAGAAAUUUCACUUUCAUUGUGUCAAGGAUUAGCUGCAACUCAAAUUUCUUUAGCUACAUUAAGAGUUAUGCAGAAAGCAUCGUACAACUUUGACCUACGAAUGUGGUUACAUUCUCGAUUACUUUUAUUGAAGUCCUUGAUACAAAUUUUGCCAUGUCAAGAUAAUCCAUUAGUUUUUGAGGAAUUUUUCUCAGUAGCCUCUAAGGAAUGUGUCUUGUAUGGUGAUUAUGAAACUAGCUGCCACUUACUAUUCACUUCUGCCUUCUAUCAUUAUAUUAUCCAGCCUCCAGCAGUUGAAGAGGUUACCUCUUUUGUUCAGUCUUGCAUUGACUUAUUAAAUCAUUGCAAAAUAUUAUCAUCAUCAGCAAAGUGCCUCAAAGUCAAUGCUAUGCUGCUUAUGGCAGAAAUUAUGUCAAGAAGUACAUCAUUAGAGAAAAUGAAAGCUAUUUAUAGUGGUAUUAUAAAAAUUUUGAAUGAUCAACUACAAGAACUUUCCAAUGAUGUUACUAGUUGCUUAUGUUUGGAUAAUUGUUAUAAUUAUCAACUCCCACUGUUUGUUGAAGCACACUUAAGGUUAAUUCAGUUAGAUUUAGCUGAUGGUACCAGCAUUAGCUCUGUUAAAUUGCUGCUGGAAAAAGUCACUGCAGUUGCUAAGCACUCAGCAAUGUCAUGUGACAGCAUGCUCUCUACUCUGGCAUUUGUCAAUGCUUCUUUGCUUGUGAAACAUGACGUCAAUGAAGCAGAAAGCAGUUCUAUUUUGGCAGAAGCAUUGUCGUAUGCAUUACCCUUUGACUAUUAUCUUCUGUGUAAGAUUUACUGUUUAUUUACCCAAGAGAUGUCUUCACAUAAGUAUAGUUUUGAAAACAAUUGUUUGGUAGCUACAAAAAGUGAGCAUACAUAUCAUGGAUGGUGUGCUCUCAAAUAUGGUGCCGAUAUACAUGAUAAACUAGAAAAGUUGCAGCAUCUGACAUGUGAUCUUUACAGCAGUCGCACAACCGCUAUACCGUCUAAAAUUGAAGUUCCUGUUGCUCUUCUUGACAUGAGCAAUAUAGCUCCUGCAUUAGAGGGCCUCAUCACUAAUACUGAUGUUCCAAGUUUGGAUACACUUCUUCCUUUCUCUCAAAAAUGUACUUCAAGAAUUUCAUGGUUUUGCCUUCUGGCCAACUUUCAGCAUUUUUUGAAACACUGUUUUCUUACUAAAUCAGAUCUAUUUGGCCACUUACAUCAUUUUUCUUGUACCCUGUUACCCAAAGCUAAAUUAUUAUUUAACUUUCUUUCAUCUAAUUGUCCAACCUUUCGACUUUGCAUCCCAGAAAAGUCAUUUAUGUCUAUUAUUCAGCACAUUUCCAAUACUGAUAGUGAGCCAAAAUGUGUAACAAAUUCAUGUUUGAAAGCUGGGGAAAAAGAAGUGACAGUUUUGUGGAUAAAUGAUACCAAUAAAGUUCAAGGCUUUGUAGGCCUUAAUGGAAAGGUAGUACAUAGUUUCGAUCCCUCUGUGUCUGUGCAAGCAAUGGAGAUUGAAUUAUACAGUUUUUGUACAACCCCAAGUAAAUUACGUAAACUACGAACAAUGUGGUGUGAUUUAGCGAAUGAUUGUGCUACUUAUCUGACACAACAAGCACUCCGUCCCCUUUCUCGUUCUCCAUCACGAAUGAGACAACGUGCCCUUGAGCAGUCAAAGCAAGUCCCACCAUCAGAUCUAACUGAAGCUAUUAACAGUGCCGUUGGUUUACUUCUGGAUACUUUUGAUCUUCCUAAGGCAUUGCAGAACAUUUUACAUGUUGAAGCUCACAUGGUCUCUAGUAUUUCACAAGCUCUAAGACCUGCUAUUGUAACAACAGAAAAAGGAGAAGCAUAUCACUUCUUUAAAACCAUACUUUCUGGUAAAAGUAUUACAUUUAAGUCAACAAAACAUAAGGAUUACUAAAAAUAUUAUUAGCAAAAAUUAAUAACCAACAUAAAAUUAAUUGUUCUUUUGUUUAAGAAAGUUGUUAAUGUUA